Molecule: messenger RNA, 3468 nt
Organism: Rasamsonia emersonii CBS 393.64
Lineage: Eukaryota; Fungi; Ascomycota; Eurotiomycetes; Eurotiales; Trichocomaceae
Exons: 6
Coding region: 1-3468 (1155 amino acids)
Biological process (GO): protein import into nucleus; mRNA export from nucleus; positive regulation of DNA-templated transcription
Cellular component (GO): nuclear pore outer ring
Molecular function (GO): structural constituent of nuclear pore
Source: RefSeq, a predicted model, not a curated record
AUGGCUUUCAGCGUCCCGCUUAGCUCGAGUCCGCCGUCGACUCCCGAUAAAUCGCGCAGUCUCGCCAGCAAUCAAUCCACCACGCCAGCUGGCCCGCCUCCGUCUUCCGUAGCCUCCUUCACUCCCCAGGGCCCUCCGCCGUCUACUGUGUUUGGGAGCUCUGGAAUCGGCUCACGGUCGAAGCUCAGCUUUUCCCAGUCGGCAUUCAGUCAGUCCGGCAAUUUUGACGGGUCCGAGAGCCUUGGUUCCUCGUUUGCAUCGUCGAACUAUCCGUUGCCCGGCACGAAGAAAAAUGGCAGGGCGGGAAAUUCCUUUGGCGGUCAGUCGCUCUUCAGUACCACGAACGGCAGCAGUUUUGGCGGAUUCGGUAAUCGUGGACGUAAUAUGAGUGGCAUCAGCGAGCGAACGGACGAUGACGAGGACGAUGCUGAGAACGAGGACGAAGACUACGAAGACGAGGAAGAGGAGCAAGAGAGUGAGGGAGAAGAAGAGGGGGAGGAGGAAGAAGAAGAGGACGCUGAGGAGGAAGACGCCGAGGAGGAAGACGCCGACGGUGAUAUGGACGUGGAAACUACGAAUAAUACUUCUGCUCCCGCUUUGGGAAAAAAGCCGUCCCCAAUGCCGUCGAUCGUUCGAGAUAUCGCUUCCCGAUCAAGUGUCGCAGCGGUUACGGAGCCCAGUGACAUGAUCGUCGAGACGGAGGAGCAAAUCGGUGAACUGUACGACAAGGCUCGAGAGGCGGAAUACAGAGAGAUCGACCUCGCAGCGACCCUGUCGGAAGUUUCCACGGCUCUGACGCAAGUUUGGAAUUCAUGCGCGGAGAGGGAAAGGCAGGAAUCGCGUCCGUUCCGUGCAGCCGGCGGUAUUGGGCCUGGAGAGAGCGCGACGGGCAUCGAGAAAGCUAGCUUUCUGGCUUCGUUGCUUUUGCCGCUUCAUCAGCGUCCUCUGGUCAAUGUCGGCGCGGGCAACCAAAAGAGUUCUGCUAUCCGUGCAGCCAGUCGAAGCCUCGUCCUGUCCGGAUCUAACGCUAAAACAUAUGUCCCUAUACCCAAAGUGUUGAUAGACUGGCUCAACGAGAACCACGGUCCUCAGACAGACGAGGUACAGGCACUGCGUGCGGUCGGUCCAAAUCCUACGGCCUCGCCAAAUUUCUGGAACACUGUUCAGGCUGCUAUUCUACGUGGCCGCUUUGCAGAAACCGCAGAGCUUCUUCGGUCCGCGGACUUCAACUACGCCAGGUCUGCAUUGGAGGAUGGCCUUGCGCAGCCAGGAUACCGUGGUGCGCAGCUGCAGAAUAUCCAGAAAUCUGUCAACAAAGCUAUCCAGCUGCUCGAGUCGUCUCCGCUUGUCCAGCACGAUGACUGGGACGUAACGGGCGUUGAAUGGGCCGCGUACAGAAAACGGGUUAAUUCUGCUCUUCAGGAGCUGGAAGAAUUCGCCGAGGGACAGGACCCGCCACAGCCAGCAGUAGGCGGAGGACCUCGUUUCCAAGCGGUCAAUUUCGGCAUGUCUCAGGGCCCAAGUCUGGCACAGAACGGUUUUUCGUUCACACAGUCAUCGCGCAUGGCGGAAAGUCGUGUCCCGUGGUCGAUCUAUCAGAACCUCAAGGGACUAUAUGGUAUCAUCCUUGGACAACCUCCUGCGAUCAUGGCACAGGCACAGGACUGGGUGGAGGCGACGAUCGGUUUGACAGCGUGGUGGGAUGGCGAGGAUGACAGCGACCCCUUUGCACAGAGCACGAAUGGUUUCGGUGCCAGUACGACGAGCAACAAGAGCUCGAAGACCAAAUCACCAAGCGCCCGACCCGGGGAUGCGAACUUGCAGGACGCCUAUAUCCGACGUCUUGACUAUAGCUUUGGCGCUGUCACCGAGGACACAUCGGGCAAGGCCGGAUAUCAGCCCAACUCUCUCAACACACUCGAAGUCGGCCUGGCAUCCGUCUUCGAGGGGAACGUCGAAGGUGUUCUGCAGCUUCUGCAAACGUGGUCGCUAUGCAUUGCAUCUGCGGUGGCUGAGGUUGCCUCUUUUGGCGGCUGGUGGGAGACGUCUGGGGGGUCGAAGCCACUGUCAGGCUUCCUCAGUGAAAACGACCUGAUGGUUCUGUCGUAUGGUCAGGAUGGAAACACGGCGCUCGGACGCCUGCGCAAGGACGACACCCUGACCGCGUAUGCGAAUGGUCUGUUCCGAAGGCCCACCCUUGGGAACGAUUCCGUCGUGAGGGAAGGCUGGGAGAUCGCCUUGGAAGUGCUCAGUCGAUUGGAUGAUGCAGACACGAUGCGGAAGACGGUGUCUGAGCUGUUGGAUAAGCUACCGCUUGAAAACAUUGACCGAGUGGAUAAGGUGGUUCUCCUGUGCACCGAUCUAGGGUUGGAGAAUGAGGGUAGGAAGAUAUCCGAGAAAUACGGUGACCAGAUCGUCGAUACAUCCGAAGAAUACGGGCUGGCGCUGAUCUGCUAUGCUCGCGCCCAUUCGAAACACAAAACAAAGGCGGUGGUGGACCUGCUGAUCUCGUGCUCGCUGGUUCAGUCCCGCGCGUACCCCCCGGCUGAGAAACUGGACGAGCAGCUUAGGACGCUACUGCGGCAGCCUAAGGCAUGUCUAUCGGCCAUCGCUUCCGUCGACAGUGAAGCUGCCCGCAUUUUGCAGUUUUAUGUUAGUGGUUAUGCCACGUUGCGCCGAUUCUACGAGACUCGUGAUGAGGCCGUCACGGCGACGGAUGGGCAGGCGCCACGACUCAAGCCGCUGGCGAGAAAGAGGGCUGCUGCUAACGCGCUGGUUACGGUGAUCCAGAGUGCCGCCGAUAGCAUCUAUGGCGGGCUUUACGAUCCUGACCGGGACUCUGCUGUGCAGGUCGACGGGCUGUUGGCGCUUCUCGGAGAGGCAUUGGUCUUCGUUAAUGAGUCGGCGGCUCCUAUUCUCAACGUUGCACAGCAAUCUGCCAUUCUGUCCGCGAUUGAGGACCUGGAGACGGUGACUCGGCCGCGGUGCCGAUCCAGAGGAUGCAUCCGCGUCUCAAUCGUUCGCCCUUCCGCCCUCUCCCGGACUCUUCUCAAGAAGUCCGUGUCUGAUCUCACAGUGUCGAGCAGCUUCUCUCUGAUCGGGAGCGAGAUGCUCGACCCGCAGGGCCGUUCUAACGGCGGGGGACUAGAAUCCGCCUCGGGAGUCCUGGUCCCUCGUCCCGGCGAGAAUCAUAAUCUCGCAGGAAUCAAGCGUGGCUGGGACUGGAGGGCCGGGCUCCCCGAAGACGCCAAGGCGGAAGACGUGCUUCGGAUCCUGCGCCUUGGUCUAGCCAAGGAUGCUGAGAUCAAGGGACUUUUUUCGACAGGAUGCGAAUGGGUGCACCAGCAUGCAGAUCAAGGAAGGAAGGAUAUUGCCGAAACUCAACUCAGUUACAUACAUGGGACAGACAACAAGGCUGAGACAGAUUUAUCCUCUUUGUCCCUACUUAAGUAUCUUACAUGUAGCUGA